CUUCCUUCGCCAGUAGUUGGCAGUUGUGAUCUGCUCAUGGGCCGCCAUCUCACUGACGGAGAGGAAGAACGGAGCAGCCUCUGCGUGUUGAAGGAAGACGGAGGUUUGCAGUGAGGCCUUCUGUGGCUGCUGGCUCGCUCCUGCCCUUCAGAUGCUGUCCAGCGUUCGUUCCUCCUCUCUCGCGCUUGCCUUAUCUAGACAGUUAUCUCAUUUUCGGCCCAGCAUGGAGCCCGGCGCUCAUCGGCCUGUGGAGACGUCCAUUCGGACCAAACUCACACAGGCUCUCCAGCCGGAGCAUCUGGAGGUGCUGAACGAGAGCCACAUGCAUGCCGUCCCACCAGGCUCCGAGUCUCACUUCAGGGUGCUGGUGGUUAGCCCCAGGUUUGAGGGCCUCUCGCUGCUGCAGCGCCACCGUCUGGUCAACGAGGCCCUGCGCGAAGAGCUGAGCUCCAGCGUCCAUGCUCUUGCCAUCCAGGCUAAGACACCUCAGCAGUGGAGCAGCGACCCCAGUCUUGCCAAAAGCCCGCCCUGCCUCGGAGGCUCCAAACAUGACAACACGGUGGCAGAAAAGCUGAAGGCUGGAUCAAACUGAUCCCAAGGAAGUUUCCUCCAAAGAGUGGAGGAUUCAACUUUUAGUCAUUUUUAGGAUCUUCACCUCAGUCUGUUAUACUCAUAACUGCUCCAUACGUUUCAUAGAAGUUACUGAAUAAUUCAUGGUUGUUACUAAAUUAUAUCUUACGAUUAAUAUCGGAAUAUUGCACCCAGGGUUUAUGUGGUUAACAAGAAUAAAAACAUGGAUUUAAAAAAAAUCAUUGCCAUUUUGCAGUUAUACUGGCUUCAUAUUAGAAAAGGAAUGAAAGAUUUAAAUUUGAUUUUUAUAUGCAAAUUAGCUUCUCUAUGUAUGUUCUUAUAUUGAAGAACCAGGAGAUGUAUGAACUCUAAACUCCACCAGAGGGCAGUUCAGAGCCUGCAUCUUACAUUUUGGUCAGUGUUUCUUAUCUGGGCUGAGUUUCCCAAAAGCAUUGUAGCACAAAGGUGAUUCUUAAAUGGUAGAGCGAGCAUGACACAAAACACUGCACAGUGCUGCCAAAAGGUUUCUGCUGCUCGGUAGCUGAUGCUACAGAGUGCAGCUGUAGCACCUAAGAAGUUCAGCAAAAAAAAAUCACCAAAAAACAAGACGCUUACAUUUAUUUCACCUUCUGUUCACAAAGAUUAAAUGCAAUAAAACUUUUUUAUUUAGUGAGUUUAUCAGGUUUAAAGAUAUGUGAGGUGAAAUUUGACGUGACUAGGCCAGUAAUUAUUUUGACCACUUUUUAUUUUUAUUUUUUAAUUCAUUACAGACAGUAAUCUGGAAGGUUUGAGGUUGAUCAAAAUGUUUACCACACAAUUUAAAAAAUUUGAAUGUGUUCAUUUUUUAUUGCGGCCUGCUGCGAUAUUAAUAUCAGUAACCCCAGUAUUAUGAUAAUGACUAAUAAACGAUAUUUUAUUAUUUAGUCUCAAUGUCGGAAUCACAAAAUGUGUGUUAGCUUUAGGCGUAGGCCACCUGCCUCAAUCAAAAUACUAAAGCAAAGCUUCAAAUUUCAGCUUUAAUAAUAUAUUAACUUCUUUAGCCUAUAAGCUUAAUUAAUUAUCAUUCUUAAGGCUAAUCAUUACCUGCUCUAAAUUACUCAGUAACUUCUAUGAAACUAACAUGUAGGUUCUGUAGUUUUGAGAGCGAGGAACGGAAGUGUGGACCCACAAAUGGACUCUUAAAGGAAAACUUUGUUCUGAAGUGCUUCCUGAUUAUUAGGGGCAGGUAAUGAGGGUUACUGUUCACUGUUAGCAGUUGUUAGCAUUUUCGGGUGAAUCCCAGGUGUUGCAGAAUCCCCCUGAGAGGCACGGCCAGCUGUCUGUAGCUCUUAGGUUGAUUAAUUCAGUGUCACUGGCUCAGUUCAUGGUUGACAGCACACAUUACUCUGCCUACAGAGCUCUGAACCGAUGGCUCAUUUCAGCACAUCUAUCAUGGCUGUGAAACGUAAUGCAAUUUUUCUGUUCUAAUCUGGAAAAUUUGACCGUGCAGAUUGGACAGCUGAGCUCAGAUCAGUAGAUUUUGAGUAUUGUGUGAUUUGUCCCACAAUUUCAUCACAUAUAUUCUCCCACCCUCUCAUCCACGUCUGUGUUAGACAAAAGUUUUUGUGGUCAAAGGGGUCACACUGCAUAUUACUGGAAGUGGCUGAAAUCCUUGUUGUUUAUGUCCUCGUGCUUUUGAUUCUGGUAAUUUAGCAUCUCAUGAACACCAAAAGUCACUAGGCCUAAAAAAUGAAUACAGCUGCUGCAGUAAGUUUGCAGUAAGAAUUAAACUAGUUUGCAGUAAGAAUUUCAUAAAGUUUAAUAAACUAUCUUUCCAUUUAUUUACUUUAUUAAAGUAUUUAGACAGUUGUUUUAAUGUUCCAUAUGCAUUAAGGAGUGUUCUUGCAAAGGCUUUUGUGUGUCUAUGAUUUAUUUAAUUAAUGAUAAAUAAACAUAAUGAUCAAAUCUCAGCCUGUGUGAAAUAUUUUUAUAGAACUAUUUUAACAAUCAUAUAAUAUUCACCUUUAUAUCUAAAUCUGGUCAGUUUUUACACUCACA
Messenger RNA from Colossoma macropomum (tambaqui), 2607 nucleotides. It is a transcript of the gene bola1, whose product is annotated as bolA family member 1. Gene Ontology annotation, cellular component: mitochondrion. Lineage: Eukaryota; Metazoa; Chordata; Actinopteri; Characiformes; Serrasalmidae. The coding region runs from base 152 to 592 and encodes 146 amino acids. The transcript is spliced from 2 exons. The record is from RefSeq and is a predicted model, not a curated record.